Messenger RNA from Sebastes umbrosus (honeycomb rockfish), 1749 nucleotides. RefSeq names its product endonuclease domain-containing 1 protein. The coding region runs from base 530 to 1441 and encodes 303 amino acids. Gene Ontology annotation, molecular function: hydrolase activity; metal ion binding; nucleic acid binding. Lineage: Eukaryota; Metazoa; Chordata; Actinopteri; Perciformes; Sebastidae. The transcript is spliced from 3 exons. The record is from RefSeq and is a predicted model, not a curated record.
CGAUGACUGACUGGCUGUGAGAGCUGGUUGAGCUCAAAUGUCAAGUGGCAGGAUAACCGUGGGGGAGGUGGGGCUACUACGGCUCCGGGUCCAUGAGGGAGGGUUCAUAAUACUAAAACCACCACUCACUCCCUCUGCUCAUUCCACAUAUCAGCGACCAAUAACAAGCAGGAAGAGCAGAGCUGCCGGUGCCUGAGUGCUCGGUGAGAGGUGAGAGGUAGAGAGGUAGAAGCAGAGCAGCUGAUGAGGAGCCAGACAGAGAGAGAGUGAAAUGGUGGAGGCAGCCCGCUGACAGCUUUUCUCUUUUUUUUUUUUUUUUUUGCCUCUCUAGUGCCUUAGCAACAGCCCCUGAUAAGGCCAAACUCUAUUGGUCAAUGUGCAGCCCCAUGUGGGAAUUUGGACCAAUCACAAGGCUUUGGUGCAGAACUAAGAGGGGACAGCUUCAUGGGCCAGAAUAGCUGCUAAAUUGAGCCCCCUGGUGGCUCAGUGAAGAAGCCACAGCAGGAGAGACUGAGGAGUUUCUCCCACCAUGAACAUGUUAAUACCUUCAGUUUUUCUUCCCCUGCUCCUCUGUUUUUUGCCUCUGAUGUCGGCAACUGUUGUUCAAGAUUUUAAUCACAUAGAGAGGUGCAAGGACUCCCUGUACAUGGGGACGCCACCGCGAGGGUUCACCGACACCACGCUGAAGAGGAUCUGCCAACGUUACGCGGACAAGCCUCGCUAUGUGACCCUGUACGACCCCCAAAAGCGGAUUCCAGUUUACUCAGCUUAUACCUUCAAGAAAACAGAGGGGGACAGGCGUGUGGACUACCCUUGGAUGUAUGAGCCACAGCUGGCAGAAGUCGAUGGGAAUGGAAACAUGCAGACCUUCCCCACCGGCUACCUCCACAUGAAGUUCGAGGACAGCCAGGCAGUCCUGGAUGACUACUCUGACGUGGUCCUGUACGAGAGAGGCCACCUGAACCCAGACCAGCACCAGUCCACCCCGCACGACCGUGCCGCCACCUACACCCUGACCAACGUGGUCCCAGAGAUACGCGAGUUCAACAUCGGGCCCUGGCGCGAGUACGAGGAGCGGAUCCGGCUCCGCCUCAACAACUUCUGCCGCGGCACGGCCUACAUCGUGACCGGAGUGACCACCAGGGGCAACAUGAUCCGCCGUAACAACCAGGACCGCGUGGCCAUCCCCGAAGACAUCUGGUCCGCGUACUGCUGCACCGACUACGACCGCAACUCGCCGCACGAUGUUCGAAUCCGCUUCCCGGCCUACGGAGCCUUGGCCAAAAACUCCAAAGAGGGCAGCAGCGUGCACGAGAUGCCGGUCCAGGAGCUUGAGAUCUUUCUGAAAAGCAAUUUGGAUGUUGACCAGAAUCUUCAGCUCUUCUAUGACAACUGCAUCUCUCCUUCACCCCUCCCUGUUUACCUCCAUCAUACUAUCUGAGAGCUCUAUAGCCUACCUUAGCCUAUGUGUGCAUGUGAGUUAGUGGAUAGUAUAACAUGGAUAGUGGUAGUGGUGAAAAAAAAUAAUAAUCAAAUAGGAUAUUGUCAUAAUUCCCUGUAGUCUAAUGUUGAUUUAAAAUAUCUCUUGGAGUUAUUCUUUGGGGAAAAAAUAGGGUUGGUUGUGCUCUUUAAAACUUUUUUUGAUGUUUCCUUCCAUUAUCUCUCCUCUUACAAAAUGAAAGCGGCUUUGUUCUAAGGGGAUUAUAGCCUUGAUCUAAUGCAAAUUGGCUCAUUUAAUAAAAUAUCUUA